Messenger RNA from Epinephelus moara (kelp grouper), 1988 nucleotides. RefSeq names its product GTP binding protein overexpressed in skeletal muscle (gene gem). The record is from RefSeq and is a predicted model, not a curated record. The coding region runs from base 477 to 1397 and encodes 306 amino acids. The transcript has 4 exons. Gene Ontology annotation, biological process: negative regulation of high voltage-gated calcium channel activity. NCBI's taxonomy places the organism in Eukaryota, Metazoa, Chordata, Actinopteri, Perciformes, Serranidae. Gene Ontology annotation, molecular function: GTP binding; GTPase activity; calcium channel regulator activity. Gene Ontology annotation, cellular component: plasma membrane.
ACCAGGGAAACCCCAUCGCAGCAUUAGAGACACUCUCAGAUGGAGAUUACUGACAGACUGCUGCAGACACACGGAGAAGAAGCUAGCUGUGAAUGUCGCUCCGGGAUUUGCCAACCAAAUGUUUUUGCGAUGCUCGAGUUAAAGUUUGUUUUUAAUGCGGGAUGCACGUCUUUGCAUCUGAAGCCGGGAUUAUAGUUUAGUUUCAUAGUUUCAUGCGUUUUAUCAGCCUCAUUGAGGGUGCAGUAAUUUAUUGUUGAGUAUACUUGCAGCAGAGCAUAUUUAUACUUACUUUAUUGUCUUUUUCGUAAUUUUAGGACAGUUUAUGCUCCCCUUAUCUUAAGUGAGUCUCUGAGAAACAAAUGGACAUUUAUGUAUCUGAAGGAUAGGAAGCUGUAAAAGCGACUUUUAAGGAAGAAACCGACUCGUUCAACUUUGUUUUUUGGGGGGUGUUUUCAUCCUAAUUUUAUCGCUGCAACAUGCUGUCCAGUGUGCGCCGGCACAGCCUCCGCCUGCAGACCGAGCUCCACCGGUGGAGCAUCUGCGACCCGGGCAGCCACCUGCUCACAGACAGCCUCCUGGCCCGCGUCCCCGCCUGCAUAUCUCGCUCCAAGUCCUGCACCAGCUCCACCGGGGAGUCGGACGUGAGCCGCGGGAGCUGGUCGUCCUCAGACUCGGUCAUCUCCACCGACUCGGCCGGAGAGCCGUUAGAACCCGGGGGCCCCUAUCGGGUGGUGCUUUUAGGGGCCAGCGGGGUCGGCAAGACGGCUUUUGCCAGCAUCUUCGCAGGGGCAGCGGACAGCAUGGACAGCGAUGACUGUGAGCUGUGUGGAGAUGAAGUGUGUGAAAAGGAAAUUGAAGUGGACGGAGAGCCUGCAACCAUAACUCUUCUCGACACAUGGGAUGCAGAGACUGAUAACGAAUGGGCUCGGGAGCACUACAUGCAGACAGGUGAUGCCUACCUGUUGCUGUACUCUGUGACCGACAGGGCCUCUUUCCUGCGAGCCUCCGAGCUCCGGAUCACCCUUCGCCGCUUCCGGCCUGCCCAGCACACACCGAUCAUCCUGGUGGGGAACAAAUGUGACCUGGUGCGACGCAGAGAGGUGUCAGUCAGCGAGGGUCGUGCAUGUGCUGCUGUGUUUGACUGCAAGUUCAUCGAAACCUCAGCCGCCAUGCAGCACAACAUCUGGGAGGCUUUCCACGGCAUAGUGCGACAGCUGCGUCUACGCAGAGACUCCAAGGAAGCCAACAAGCGUCGCAGGCACAUAAGCUGUAGUGCACGCCGAGAAAGCCUCCCUAUGAAGGCCAAACGCUUCCUGGACAAGGUGGUGGCAAAGAACAAUCCCAGUGUGGCAUUCUGGCUGAAAUCAAAGUCCUGUCAUGAUCUCUCUGUGCUGUAGGAGCCUGACAGACUCCUGUUUUUUAACCCUGCAACAAACCUUUGAGCAGGUGAACUGGAGAUCAGAGCAUUUGAACAUGGGCUGGAGGGAAGCCUCGUUCUGAAGGGCUAAACGGUUCAAGCCUCAGUACUGUGUUCACACUGAGCCAGCAUGGUGCACAUGAGAGGUGUUUGCAAUGUUUCUGCACCGCCAUCCAUGUGUUGCAGUCUAAAGCAGACAGAGUGGACUGAGCUCAGUUUGUCAGCCUCUGUAAUGGACUGGACAAUCUGCAAAUGAAGCAUCUUGUGUCAUAAAUGUUGGAAGUUAGUGAUCAGUGUCAUAAAUGUUGGAAGUUAGUGAUCAGCUGAUGGAAACUGAGAGAAGGACGUUUUUUGUGUUACAUUAAUAUUAGCCUCUUCUCUCCUGUCUCCUCACUUUCCUUGUCCUUUUGCCAAAUGUGUGGUCUGUCAAUUCCCCAAGUGCUAACAUUACCAGUUGUAAGCUGUUGAUGAUGAAUUAUGAUGAUUUGCAAUGAUCAUUUUGUUGUUACUUUAAAUUUAUUUAUAACUUGUUGUGUUUUGCACUUACUGUAAAUAAAAAACAGAUUGAUAU